CUCUGGUAGCACCAUACACUUGCAUUCUCCAUUUCCAAUAUCUGAUCAGGAAACAGAGCACAUAAACCAUAUCCCAAAACUCAUGGAUAGGACAGUUGGUUUCUUUGUUUUGGCUUUGCUAUUAACUUGCUAUCCAUCUUCAUCUGAAACUUAUGAUACUCUGAGCGAAGGCUCGUCUCUUUCCGUGGAGAAAUCAAAUGAUGUUCUCAUUUCAGCAAAUGGUAUAUUCUCUGCUGGGUUUUAUCAGGUCGGCAACAACACUUUCUGCUUCGCCAUAUGGUUCACAAAAUCAUCGGGUGCAACGACAGUUUGGAUGGCGAACCGUGACCAACCGGUCAACGGUAGAGGCUCCAAGCUUUCUUUGUUGAGGAAUGGCAAUCUCAUCUUAACUGAUGCUGGUAAAAUCAUGGUUUGGAUGAUCAACACCGUUUCAACCUCAUCUGCGAGAUUACAGCUCCUUAACACCGGCAAUCUUGUUCUAUAUGCUUGGGAGAAGACGGUGAUUUGGCAGAGCUUUGACUCACCCACAGAUACUCUUCUUCCUCACCAGAUACUGACCAAAGAUACCAGCCUUAUCUCCUCAAGAAGCCAAAGCAACUAUUCUUCUGGUUUUUAUAAGCUAUUUUUUGACAGUGAUAACGUCAUCCGCCUUCUCUUCAAUGGUACUGAGGUUUCCAGCAUCUACUGGCCAGACCCAAGCCUGGUGACCUGGGAUGCUGGAAGGAGCACAUACAACAACAGUCGAAUCGCAGUAUUCGAUUCUUUGGGUUAUUAUAGAGCAUCAGAUGAUUUGGCAUUUCGGUCAGCGGAUUUUGGUGCGGGGCCUCAGAGAAGAUUGGCCCUCGAUUUCGAUGGCAAUCUUAGAAUGUAUAGUCUAGAAGAAACGAGAGGAACCUGGUCGGUUUCAUGGCAGGCUAUCUCCCAACCAUGCCAGAUUCAUGGCAUCUGCGGACCCAACAGUCUCUGCAGUUACAUCCCUGCUUAUGGCAGAGGAUGCUCUUGCAUGCCUGGAUUCAAGAUUGUAAAUUCAACUGACUGGUCUUAUGGGUGCGCACCAGAAACUGAUAUCGCUUGUAACCAAACUGAGGUGGGCUUCUUCCCACUCCCUCAUGUUCAACUCUACGGCUAUGACUAUGGUCACUACCCCAAUUACACCUAUGAAAGCUGUGAAAAUCUAUGCUUACAGUUGUGCAAAUGCAAGGCCUUCCUGCUAAAUUUUAGCGACGGCCUUUACGAUUGUUACCCAAAGACCCUCUUGCUUAAUGGAUUCAGUUCGCCAAAUUAUCCUGGAACCAUGUAUCUAAAACUGCCUAAGGCUAGUCUCUUUCCCAGAUAUGAUCCUCUUGAAGAAUUCACCAUGAAUUGUUCAGGCAACACUCGUUAUAUACAGCUAGACAGAACAUAUCGCAAGGGCCAUGAAAAUGGGCCAUUGAAGUUUUUGCUGUGGUUUGCCUACGUACUGGGAGUUCUAGAGGGGGUAACUGUCUUGCUGGUAUGGCUUUUCUUAUUUAGGGUACACCAUGAUCCAGUCUCGACCAUGCAAGGCUACAUCCUCGUUGCAAACGGGUUUAAAAGAUUCAGCUAUGCAGAGUUGAAGAAGGCCACGCGAGGUUUCACCCAAGAGAUUGGAAGAGGAGGUGGAGGAGUGGUAUAUAAAGGUGUAUUGCUUGAUCGUCGAGUGGCAGCAAUCAAGCGCCUCAAAGAAGCCAAUCAAGGAGAAGCAGAAUUUCUAGCAGAAGUGAGCACCAUUGGAAGGCUUAAUCACAUGAACUUAAUAGAGACGUGGGGAUAUUGCAUAGAGGGGAAGCACCGGCUGUUGGUGUAUGAGUACAUGGAACAUGGAUCCUUGGCACAAAAGCUAUCUUCCAAUACUCUUGAUUGGGAGAAGAGGUUCCAAAUAGCGCUUGGCACGGCCAGAGGCCUAGCUUAUUUACACGAAGAAUGCUUGGAGUGGGUUCUGCACUGUGACGUCAAGCCUCAGAACAUACUCUUGGACUCUGAUUACCAGCCAAAAGUGGCCGAUUUUGGGAUGUCGAAACUGCGAAACAGAGGAGGGCUUGACAAUUCAAGUUUCUCGAGGAUCAGAGGAACCAGAGGAUACAUGGCUCCUGAAUGGGUAUUCAACCUUCCCAUAACCUCCAAGGUAGACGUUUAUAGCUAUGGAAUCGUGGUUUUGGAGAUGGUGACAGGGAAGAGCCCAACUGCUAUCCCCGAUACUGAUGCCCAAGGAGAGACAGAGCAGCGUGGAUUGAUUAAAUGGGUGAGGGAUCGAAAGAAUGGGAUUGGUGCCAGGGGGUCGUGGAUUGAAGGCAUCCUGGACCCUGUGAUGCAAGGCGGAUGCGACAUGCGCCAGUUGGAAAUUCUGAUUAGUGUUGCCUUGGAAUGUGUGGAGGAAGACAGGGACUCAAGACCCACGAUGAGCCAGAUAGUUGAGAAGCUUGUGCGCCCGGAGGAGAGGCCGGAGCUGGAAGGCUACCUCACUCUGUCCUGAAACAUGGGUACAGGGGUUUUUGUCGGUACAUGUUUCAAGAAAUAAAAUAAGGAAAAAAUGAAUUGAAGGUAAAAUUAGAUGAAGUGAAAAACGAAACGGUGCAGUUUGAAAAAUACCAAAUUUGAAUAUGAUAUCCUAAUGUAUCUAUCUUUUAAUAAAUGUUGUUUUUUCGUCUUUA
Molecule: messenger RNA, 2669 nt
Organism: Vitis riparia (riverbank grape)
Lineage: Eukaryota; Viridiplantae; Streptophyta; Magnoliopsida; Vitales; Vitaceae
Product: putative receptor protein kinase ZmPK1
Exons: 1
Coding region: 83-2491 (802 amino acids)
Biological process (GO): recognition of pollen; protein phosphorylation
Molecular function (GO): ATP binding; protein serine/threonine kinase activity
Source: RefSeq, a predicted model, not a curated record